Molecule: messenger RNA, 1233 nt
Organism: Ustilaginoidea virens
Lineage: Eukaryota; Fungi; Ascomycota; Sordariomycetes; Hypocreales; Clavicipitaceae
Exons: 2
Coding region: 1-1233 (410 amino acids)
Molecular function (GO): protein dimerization activity
Source: RefSeq, a predicted model, not a curated record
AUGCCUCAACCAUUUCUUCCCCCGACCCCUGGCUCAUCUACCGACAUCAAGGGAAAGGACGGAGCCCAACAGCUGUCGUCUAUACAUGCUGCUUUUGAGCUGCCACCGCCUGCUAUUCAUGACGCCUCGCGCACGUGUCCUACGGACUCGAAAGCCGUUUCAUCGUCCCAGGCGGUACCUCAUCCGCCUACAUUUUCUUCAUCCUCCCCGCGGACCACAUAUCCGUUGCAAGCGGCCGAGACGGUCAAGUCGCGCCGCCGAUCGUCUUCUGCCAAAGGCAACAGCGGCGACAACGACACCUGUUCGUUUGCUCUUCCCCCACCCCCAACCAGGUCCAGGAAAAUCAUCCAAAUGAAGCCUCGAAUGCACGAGGGGACGGCCGCAUCGGCCAAAGACUCUGGCAGGACUGGAGGGAAGGGUUCGGCGGGGUCCGCAAAGUCUGCCACCAACAAGAGUAGCGGUGCCGCCGACACAAGCGCAACUCAAGCGAAGAAGCAGCAGAAGCAGCAGCAGCAGCAGCAGCAGCAGCAGCAGCCACCGCAGCCUAGCGCUACCAGCGCCGCCGGACGUAGGAUUGCUAGGAAGACUGCACACAGCUUGAUUGAGCGACGGCGGCGAAGCAAGAUGAACGAGGAAUUUGCCGUACUCAAAAGCAUGAUCCCGGCCUGCACUGGCGAGAUGCACAAGCUUGCCAUUCUUCAGGCUUCAAUCGACUAUGUGCGUUAUCUGGAGGACUGCAUUGCUAAAUUAAAGGCUCAGCAUGGGGAUCACCAGAACCGAGACCGGGCUGGACAAAGCUUUUUGCCUCGUGUUCGGGCCUAUCAUCCCACUUCCCAUAUGGACCCCUCGGGCGAUGUGGACAUGUCGGACCCAGGCACGGCGUCGCCCUUGUUCCCUGGGCAUCCGGACCACCUUCAUGGACUGUCACUCUCUCCUGGCUCGCGGCCAGAGGAUGCGCGUCACCGGCAACAAUCAUUCUCGUCAGCGUCAACCGAUCAGCGGCACAAUAGCAUUAGCGCAUCAGCCGGCGCUUCACCAGCCUUUGGACCUCGGUGGCACGGUAGAGCUCCGCAGACUUCGGGCUCGACCUUGACCAGUCCUGCUCUACAUCCACAAUCCGACCUCGAUCAAGAAGCUACGGCCGCUCUGCUAAUGCUCAACAGCGAUAGACGCGGCACUAAUCCUAGCCUUUAUGCUCGUGGCUUGUCGGUACGCGAUUUGCUCAGCACCUGA